AUGACUUCCAUGGAAGCUGAGAGCGUUGCGACUAUCGUGUGUACUUCGAAGCAAACACGCUUUAACAUCGGAACUCUAAACUAUCGCGAGUUAGAUAUCGAAGGCCUAAAUAUAAUCGUCAAGUCUGCACCUACGCCCGGCGCCAAAGGCAAGGCAAAGGCAAAGGCAAAGGGCGAGGGCACCGAGAUCCUUAGCAAUGCUAAGCUGAGGAUCAAAGCUGGCCAGCGGUAUGCGUUGAUCGGAAGGAAUGGCACUGGAAAAUCAACGUUAUUAAAAGCGAUAGCGGAAAAACUCAUACCAGGCAUCCCAGAAGAGACGCGCAUAACUAUCUUGCAGCAGACCGGUGUUGAAGAUGACAAUGCUGACGAAGGGCCGGUCCCGGCUCCCAGUAAAGGUGAAGGUGAAGGUGAUGGUCUUACUGUACUGGAGGAAGUUAUUGAACGAGCGACGGCUAAACAGGAGGUGCAGAAAGAGAUCAACAUCUUAUCAAACGGCGUCGACGGCGUCGAUCCCUUCGGAGCCCUAAGGGCCUUCCGGAAAAUCCAUCACGAACGCCUGCAAAAGGAGUUAUUCCUCAAGGAUAAAGAUGCCAGACUCCGCAGCGGCGCGAGAGGAAUGCAAGCCAGGAAAUCCCUAGUCGCUAUGGAGAAGAAAGCCGCCGAGUUCCAGCGUGAGUACGAGCAGAAAGACGAGGAUAUUUCACCAGAAACGCUUGCGGACGAGACCAGCAGAGCCGCCGACAUGCUUGCCGAUCUCCAGCUGCAGGUUGAGCCGGAGAAACUGGCCGAAACCGAGUCGAAAGCAAAGAAGAUCCUCGCAGGUCUCGGGUUCGCGGAACCUCGCAUGGCGCAACGCGUUUCGAGCUUAUCCGGCGGCUGGAAGAUGCGGACGGCCCUAGUGGCGGCCCUGCUACAAGACACAGACAUAUUGAUCCUCGACGAACCGACGAACUUCCUCGAUCUCCUCGGGAUAAUCUGGUUGCAGCGGCACCUCGCAGCCCUCGCCGAGUCCUCCGCUCCACCCACCCUAAUCCUCGUAUCCCACGACCGGGACUUCAUCUCCUCGGCAUGCACGGACCUGCUCAUCCUCAAGGACAAGGACCUAACGGCCUUCCACGGGGACCUACCAGCAUACGAGUCUUCCCGCGCGGAGAAGAAAGCGCACCUGACGAAGAUGAAGGAGGCGCAGGACAGGCAGAAGGAACACGUCCAGCAGACGAUCCGGCGCAACAUGCGCGAGGGCAAGGCCAGGGACGACCAGAACCGCAUCCGCCAGGCCAAGUCCCGCCAGAAGAAGCUCGACAACCGGUGGGGGCUCGAGGUCGGCGCGCGCGGCGGCCGCUUCAAGCUCAACCGUGACCUCGCGGGGUACCACGCCGCGGCGCGCGCCGACGUCGAGGUGCCGCGGGACGAGAGGCGCGUCCGGCUCGCGCUGCCAGAGCCGGCGGAGCUGAGGUUCCCCGGGGCCCUGAUUUCGCUGGAGAAGAUGUCGUUCCGGUACGCGGGGGACGGCGCGGAAGGGAACGCGACGACGCCCCUCGUGCUGAAAGACGUGAGCCUGUCCGUGGGCAUGGGAGACCGCGUCGGGAUCCUCGGGCUCAACGGCAGCGGCAAAUCCACGCUCGUCCAGCUCCUGGCGGGAGAAGCGAAAGCACCAAAGGGGGGAGCAGUGACGAAGCACCCCCGUCUAAAACUAGGCUACUACGCGCAGCACGCGGUCGACACGCUGCGGAAACUCGGCCAAGCGGACCCGGAACUCACAGCGCUCGGCCUGUUAAUGAAAGAAGCUAGUGGUGAACGACAACAUCAACAAGAAGAGCAGCAGCAACAGCAACAGGAAGAAAAAGGAGAGGGCGAGUUCAGAGCGCUCCUCGGCUCCCUCGGCCUGCCGGGCCGUCUGGCCUCCUCGGUGCCCCUGCGCGCGCUCUCGGGCGGGCAGCUGGUGCGGGCGGAGCUAGCGCGGAUCAUGGCGCGCGGGCGGCCGCAGUGCCUGGUGCUCGACGAGGUGACGACGCACCUGGACUACGAGACGGUGGCGGCGCUGCGGGAGGCGCUGAGGGGGUGGACGGGCGCGGUGGUGCUAGUUAGUCACGACCGGUGGUUUGUGAGGGGGGUGGUGGAGGGGAUUACGGAGGAUGGAGAAGAUAGCGAGGAAGAAGGAGAGGGUGAAAGAGUAGGAGUAGGGGAGACGAGAGGGAGGAGGGUUGUGUAUAGGUUGAAGGCGGGGGUUAUGAGCGUGUUGGAAGGGGGGGUUGGGGAGUUUGAGAAGGGGGUUGAGAGGAGGGUGAGGAAGAUGGAGAGUUUGUAG
Messenger RNA from Daldinia caldariorum, 2307 nucleotides. Its product is annotated as P-loop containing nucleoside triphosphate hydrolase protein. Lineage: Eukaryota; Fungi; Ascomycota; Sordariomycetes; Xylariales; Hypoxylaceae. Bases 1 to 2307 code for a protein of 768 amino acids. The transcript is spliced from 4 exons. Gene Ontology annotation, molecular function: ATP hydrolysis activity; ATP binding. The record is from RefSeq and is a predicted model, not a curated record.